CAUAUUCACCAAACACUGAACUUACUUCAGAACUGAACCCUAUUCACAUUGAACCUUUUACCAAAAUGCAACUUCAGUUGGAUCAACAAGCUCAACUUAUCCAACAAUUGCAAACACAGAUUUAA
This is a messenger RNA of Cetraspora pellucida, 125 nucleotides long. NCBI's taxonomy places the organism in Eukaryota, Fungi, Glomeromycota, Glomeromycetes, Diversisporales, Gigasporaceae. The record is from the annotation of a GenBank genome assembly.